CCACAUCAAUUGCGCCCGGCCACGUGCACUUGUUUGUCGCAUCCUGCAUUUUUGACUGGCCCUCUUGCAUUUCUCGUCCACCACGAUGAAGUCUCUCGACCGAUGGUAGAGGAGCAGAGGACAAUCCACGCCCCCUGCCACAGAUGCCGCAACUUCUGCGGACAGCCUUUUCCACCACAGACCAGCUCAUAGCAGCUCCUGCUCCAAUUCACCUUUGAAAAACUGCAUCGAGGUGUGCAGUCAGUUCUAUCUCCUCAUCAUAAAGAGCUCUCAUCCUGGAGCCACGAGGCUAGAAGAUAAAUACGAGCUUUGGCACAACAAGGUCACUGUGGUCGGCGACGGUAUCCGGUAUCGACAGGUGUUGUACUUCAACUUGAAGCUACUCACAGCUUGCCGCGAGAUCUGGAUGGUACCAAAAGAAUUAUCACCAUACCUGUCCUCGUUCAGAGUUGUGGACCCUGAUGACAGCAUCUGGAUUGCAAAGGAGUGGAUCCAAGAACGCAGGUCAUGCCAUCAUAAAACAUGCGAGAAUACCGCCAGGAAGCAUCCGAUGAGUCUAAAAGUGAUAGAUCGUAGUAUGAGAGAAUUACGGAUUCUGCGGAGAACAGCCCUUAUGUCUGCCUCAGCUAUGUCUGGGGUAUCCCGGCAAUUCGUACAAGACAAACAAGGGGGAUCUGCGAAUCUGCCAAGGUCUAUGGAGGACGCAACAUAUGUAAUAUCAAUACUCGGCAUGCGGUACCUGUGGGUCGAUCGAUAUUGUAUCGAUCAAGCAAACGACGCUGAGAAAUAUCACGCCAUCAGUCACAUGGAUGUUAUCUAUCAAGAUGCUACUGUCACAAUCAUAGCUGCGGCCGGAGAUAGACCUCAUGCAGGCCUUCCUGGCAUCAGAGGGACGCCGUGUGCCCAAUAAUACGAGAUAGCCAUUGAUCAAAAACCGCAUACAGUCUUUGAGAAUCCGAGACUGGAAAUACCAAAAACGACGUGGAGCAGCCGUGGAUGAACUUACCAGGAAAUGCCUAUUGUCGCGCCGCCGUCUUGUCUUCACUCACUCGCAGGUCUACUUCCAGUACAACCGUAUGGACUGUGGAGAGCUGAUCACGACCAAAUUCUGAAGGUCACCGGAUCGAUUGAAUCUGUGAGGGCAUUUCCUCAUCUGCAGACCGCGUUUGC
Messenger RNA from Macroventuria anomochaeta, 1170 nucleotides. Its product is annotated as HET-domain-containing protein. The record is from RefSeq and is a predicted model, not a curated record. The transcript has a single exon. NCBI's taxonomy places the organism in Eukaryota, Fungi, Ascomycota, Dothideomycetes, Pleosporales, Didymellaceae. Bases 407 to 910 code for a protein of 167 amino acids.